Molecule: messenger RNA, 834 nt
Organism: Cooperia oncophora
Lineage: Eukaryota; Metazoa; Nematoda; Chromadorea; Rhabditida; Trichostrongylidae
Source: the annotation of a GenBank genome assembly
AUGUCACGGCAGACUUUUGCGAAGAUCUGCACACAAUACGAUGACUUGUUGAAACGAAAUGUUCGAAAUGUGAAGUCGCUGAUAAAUGCCUCAACUGCGUUCAUGAUUGGAACAGUGCUGGAAAUAUUGGCAGGAUAUGAACUCUCACUGCUUAAUCCGUCCGUGGGAGCUCUACGUGCGAAGUUUUUGUCGAAAAUUCCGCCGCCGUUCGACGAUAUACUGGAAGACAUGGCGACAUUGUUUGGAGGCAUGGUUCAGUGGCCAACGGACAGUGAGCGUCGGAUCAUUGGUGCGAGUUUCGCUAAUAUGACCGGAAUCGACAAUAUUAUUGGCUGCGUAGGAUGGACGGCUAUAAGGAUGGAACCUGCAGAAACUCCGCUGAGAACAGAAAUUCUCAACAUGCAUUUUAUUGCCGACCACGACAUGCGAUUCCGUUGGGUGUUUUCUAAGUGUAGCGACAGUUUAGAUCACUUCGGUGGUGCUGCUCGUAAUUCGUUAGCUGAGCAGUUCAAAAACGGUUUAAUGAAAGGCUUCCUCAUCGGUGAUGAUUCUUAUUCCAACAUGAAACUGCAUUUCCUGUUAACGCCGUCGCGCUUACUGAGUCAGAACAAUGCAGCGCCAGCCAGAGUCAAAGAAUUAUCUAGGGCUCAUCAGCUUGUAAGGACUGCUAUCCAACGGCUGAGAAAACAGUUUGCCAUACUGGACAGUACUUUGAAGAUACACACAACCUUGGUCAGCCAUGUCGUCGUUUUAUGUGCAGCGCUGUACAAUCUAACAAAAGCUGAAGGAGAACCGCCUUUCGAUGACCGUCGUGAUCGUGAAGAAGAUCGGUAG